Messenger RNA from Lobosporangium transversale, 860 nucleotides. RefSeq lists its product as hypothetical. Gene Ontology annotation, cellular component: nucleus; chromatin. The annotation marks the transcript as partial. Gene Ontology annotation, biological process: nucleosome assembly. Gene Ontology annotation, molecular function: chromatin binding; histone binding. The transcript has 5 exons. NCBI's taxonomy places the organism in Eukaryota, Fungi, Mortierellomycota, Mortierellomycetes, Mortierellales, Mortierellaceae. The record is from RefSeq and is a predicted model, not a curated record.
GUUGGAUCUGAACUUGGUGAUCUUGUGGCCAUUGACAUCAACCUCUUGGACGACCUUGAAAUUAGAUGUCAUUGUUAAUUUAUUAUGGCUGAAAUCGAUCAUUCCGCUCUUGAAGCUGUCCAAGAGGACAUGGAUCACAUCCAUGAUCUCACCACAAAGGCUGAGCUCGAACUGGCCAACAAACGCAACGAGUUGAUGGCUCCUAUUUACAAAAAGCGUCAGGAAGUCAUUGCCAAGAUCCCUAAUUUCUGGUACACUCUGUUCCGGAUGCACCCUCUUACCGCCAAUUUUAUCGAGGAAAGAGACCUGCCUAUAUUGGAGCAUUUGACUGAUGUGUUUGUCAAGCACGAUGAUAAAGACUCGCGCAAUUACGAGAUCAUCUUCACCUUCAAAGAGAAUCCCUACUUCUCCAACAAGGAGUUGAUCAAGAAAGUGGUCGUGAAGGAUGAUGAUGAAGAAACUUCUAUCGGCGAGGUCUUCGAGAUCAAUUGGAAGGAAGGCCAAGAUGUUACCAAAAGCCAGAAGCGCAAGAAGGACGAUGACGACGAAGGUUCAUCUUCCUUCUUCGCUUGGUUCAAGGAAGAAGACACUUCGAUUGCCGAUAUUUUUGCACUCGAGAUUUUCCCUCAGGCUCUUAGGUAUGUUGAAAAAGACCCUCCGACUAGUUAGAAUAGUUAAUCCUACUAAUAUAAUAAGGUAUUACGCAGAUUUGUACUCUUUAGUAGUUCUUGCAUUCAUUAACAUUUUGCUUUUUACGUCGUCGACGCAUUAGUUUGUAUGCUGAGGGCCCUGAUGAGGACGAUGAGGAUGAUGACGACGACGAGAGGUCUAUUGAUCUGGAUGGUAUGUGAUAUGAAGUC